AUGGCACAGAAAGCGGCCAAAACUCUAGCCAGCCGCAAUGCGGCUGUCCUCACUCGGACUCACGUCAUAUCAGCCACAAUCCAUAUCCUGUUCAUUAUUCUUCACCAGGUCUUCAACAGACCACGCUCACUGAAACCCUACUUCUUGCUCGCGUUUCCCACCUUAAUAAUCGAAUUCUACUUGGACCGAAUUGGACGCCCAACCUACAAUGCCGAUGGCUCCGUGCGCUCAGCUGGUGAAGAUCUGAAUGCCACUGGCCUGACUGAAUACAUGUGGGAUGUGUUGUAUUGGACUGAAGGCUGCAUCGUUGCGGCCUGUAUCUUCAAUGACCGUGCUUGGUGGCUGUGGACGGUCAUUCCCAUAUACUCUGUCUACCUAGCCUACACUACGGUCAUGGGUGUAAAGAAGGGAUUCUCGGGCAUGGGCGGUGGUGGCGAUGAGGGGGAGUUUGAGGGCGCAAGGAGCAAGCGGGAGUUGAAGAAAGAGAAGAGGGGUGAUCGACCGAAACACCGAACUCGUUAA
Molecule: messenger RNA, 522 nt
Organism: Penicillium odoratum
Lineage: Eukaryota; Fungi; Ascomycota; Eurotiomycetes; Eurotiales; Aspergillaceae
Product: SND2/TMEM208 family protein
Exons: 2
Coding region: 1-522 (173 amino acids)
Biological process (GO): vacuolar protein processing
Cellular component (GO): intracellular membrane-bounded organelle
Source: RefSeq, a predicted model, not a curated record